AUGACUGAAAUGAUGAAGACAAUGAGGGAAGCACAAGCUCAAGCACAAGUUCAAGCCCAGGCUCAAUCACAAGCUCUAGCUCAAGCACAAGUUCAAGCCCAGGCUCAAUCACAAGCUCUAGCACAAGCCCUAGUACAAGUUCAAGCACGAUCACAAGCGCCUCCACCUCCUCCUAUCAGUAUUCAGGCCGAAGCAUCUUCCUCUGCUAUCCCUGAAUGGACAAUAUGUGCCGACACUCCGACACACUCUACUCCACAACGUUCCGUGCCUUGGUUCCAGCCACUUACUGCAGGAGAAAUAUUCCGCCCUAUUGCUUGUGAAGCUCAGAUGCCUACCCAUCAAUACAUGGCUCAUGUUCCCCCGCCUCCCGUAAGAGUUCCUCCAGCCGUUAUGACCUACUCAGCACCUGUGAUGCAUACUAUUCCACAAAGUGAAGAACCAAUUUUCCAUUCAGGGAAUAUGGAGGCCAACGAUAAGGUGAAUGACUUACAAGAGAAGUAUGAGAUGAUGAACCAGGAAAUGAAAGCUCUCCGUGGGAAAGAGAAGUUUGGGAAGACCGCCUACGAUCUCUGUUUAGUGCCGAAUGUCCAGAUACCCCACAUAUUCAAAAUUCCAGAUUUCGAGAAAUAUAAAGGGAACUCUUGCCCUGAGGAACAUCUGAAAAUGUAUGCAAGAAGGAUGUCCGCAUAUGCCCGGGACGAUCAAGUCCUCAUUUAUUACUUUCAAGAGAGUUUGGCCAGUCCCGCCUCAAAAUGGUACACGAAUCUAGACAAAACAAAGAUCCAAACUUUCCGUGAUCUAUGUGAAGCUUUUGUGGAGCAAUACAGUUAUAAUGUGGAUAUGGCUCCAGAUCGAAGUGAUCUUCAAGCUAUGACUCAAGAGAACAAGGAAACAUUCAAGGAGUACGCACAGCGAUGGAGAGAUACCACUGCCCAAGUCAACCCGCGUAUAGAGGAAAAGGAGAUGACCAAACUCUUCUUAAAAACUCUCAACUCUUUCUACUACGAAAGGAUGGUUGGAAGUACGCCCAAGAACUUUGCUGAGAUGGUUGGUAUGGGUGUGCAGUUGGAAGAAGGGGUCCGAGAAGGACGUUUAGUAAAAGAUGCAACUUCUGCCAGUGGAACCAAGAAAUUCGGGAGUCACCUCCCAAGAAAGAAAGAACAAGAAGUCAGUAUGGUGGCUCAUGGAAGACCUCAACAAACUUAUCCAAUCCAUCAACCCGUUGCUGCUAUCACACCCGCCGCCCAUACUAUUCAACCAACAAAUAGCCAUCCUCAAUCCCCACAAUAUCCUCAAAUCCCACAAUAUCCUCAACAACAAUAUCCUCAACCACAAUAUCCUCAACAACAAUACCCUCAACAAAAUCUCCAACAACCGUACCAACAACGCCCAUAUCAACAACAACCUUAUCAACAACAACAACCUCGACCACCAAAGAUGCCGAUUGACCCAACCCCUGUCCCCUAUGCAGAGCUGCUUCCAGGGUUACUCAAGAAAAAUUUGGUCCAAACUAGAGCACCUCCUCCGGUACCAGAAAAAUUGCCGUCCUGGUAUAGACUUGACCAGACUUGCGAUUUCCAUCAAGGGGGUCGUGGUCAUAAUAUUGAAACCUGUUAUGCCUUUGAAAGCACGGUACAGAGGCUAAUCAAUGACGGAAAGAUAACUUUUACGGACUCAGCACCGAAUGUUCAAACAAAUCCAUUACCAAACCAUGGUGCUCCAGCCGUCAACAUGGUCGAAGAUUGCCAAAGGACUCACCUCAUUCUUGACGUCCAACACAUCCAAACACCCCUAGUCUCAUUACAUGCCAAGUUAUGCAAAGUGAACCUUUUUGAGCAUGAUCAUGAUAUCUGCGAAGUGUGCCAGCUAAAAUCCGGGGGAUGUCAGAAAGUAAGAGGUGAUAUUCAAGGACUUUUGGACCGAGGAGAACUCAUUGUCGAAAGAAGCUGUGAUGAUUUAUGUGUUAUAACUCCUGAACAGCCUUUUGAGAUAUUCUAUGAUAGUCGGAAGUCAACAGCUACUCUUUUAGUGAUCUGCUUGCCUGGUCCAAUACCGUAUGUAUCCGAGAAGGCUAUUCCUUACAAAUACAAUGCCACUAUGAUAGAAGGUGGUCAUGAAGUUCCAAUACCGCCUUUGCCUUAUGUGAGUAACGUGGCUGGGGACAGUAGAAUACUGAGAAAUGGGCGUGUUGUUCCUAUAGUGUUCCCGAAGAAAGUUAGUGCUCCAAUGAUUGAGGAAGCUCCGGCUAAGGAUCCCCGUGCUGUCAAAGAGGUAAGCCAGUCCAAUGGGGCCGAUGCAAGUUCAGAGUUCGAUGAAAUUCUCAAGUUGAUAAAGAAGAGUGAAUACAGGGUUGUUGACUAA
This is a messenger RNA of Medicago truncatula (barrel medic), 2361 nucleotides long. RefSeq lists its product as uncharacterized. Lineage: Eukaryota; Viridiplantae; Streptophyta; Magnoliopsida; Fabales; Fabaceae. The transcript has a single exon. The coding region runs from base 1 to 2361 and encodes 786 amino acids. The record is from RefSeq and is a predicted model, not a curated record.